Nylanderia fulva is the source of this 2987-nucleotide messenger RNA. It is a transcript of the gene Hmt-1, whose product is annotated as ABC transporter ATP-binding protein/permease Hmt-1. The record is from RefSeq and is a predicted model, not a curated record. Gene Ontology annotation, cellular component: vacuolar membrane. NCBI's taxonomy places the organism in Eukaryota, Metazoa, Arthropoda, Insecta, Hymenoptera, Formicidae. Gene Ontology annotation, molecular function: ATP hydrolysis activity; heme binding; ATP binding. Gene Ontology annotation, biological process: heme transport; transmembrane transport.
UUGCGCAUAUGUGCAGAUUUAAGGCUGGUUUAUAUUCAUAUAACAGAGUUUAGCGAUUCAAGCAUAGCGAUUGGUUGUAAAAUAGAGAAUUCUUGCAAUUAUAUAGAGACUUCAGAAAUUCCCCAUUUGACAACCAAUUGCACGUCUGAUGAAUUUGUUGUGUAAAAUGUAAGAUAGCCUUUAGCAAACACGAGAUAAAGUUAUAACAGUAAUUUCGCAUUUUUGUGUAAUGCGAUUGUAAUAAAAAAAUAUGCAAGAAAUAUUAAUUUAAAUUCUAAAAUAUAUUGGGCUUAGAUAUGCAUCCUUGAGUUGUGUAUGAAGGAUGAUAAUGCAAAAACGUCUAGAGAAGAAGUGAUGAUAUUAAAUUAUUUUCUAUCAAUUUGUCAAUGAAUAUGAAUACAACAGUCAUGAGAUAUUGUCCUCCGAACAUAACUUUUAAUGACAUUUGGGUGGAUCAUGGUGUGUCCAAGUGUUUUAUGGACACAAUCAGCACUGCUAUAAUUUCUUUAUAUUUAAUUAUAUUUGGAUCCAUCCAAUUAUGGAUAUAUCGCAAGUAUGGAACAGACAUCGAUGAGAACACAUUGCUGAGAAGCAAAUUGUAUACUUUGCAGAAGUUUUUCUUGUUCUUUGUUCCCUUCUUGAGUGUACUGAGGAUAAUUUUACAAGCUACAGUCUUGGAUGAUGGGAUGGUCUAUGGCUAUAUGAUAUUUUCGACAGUAUUAACAGUAAUUGUUUAUCCAUAUUCGAUCUAUAUUCUGAAAAUUGAAAGACACAAACUUUUACCAAGUGUACCGCCACAUGGCCAUGGAUUGGUUCUACUGGGUUUUUGGACUUUGGCAUUUGUUGCUGAAAAUCUUGUUUUUAUUAACAUUGGAAAGUUGGAAUGGUGGUUCCACUUAAACUCUUUAACAGACCAGAUUGAAAUGGCUUUAUUUGUUUUGCGUUAUGUUAGUAAUCUGUUAAUUUUUGCUCUUGGUCUACGAGCUCCUGGCAUAGCUGGUAUUUUUGAUUCUGAUUAUCGAACGCUUAAUGAUGACUCAACCUUACAUUCGCGAUAUUAUCAAAGAAGACAAGAUAAUGUUUCUACAUGGGUAAAUCUGUGGUACAAGAUUAAAGUCUUAGCCCCAUUUUUAUGGCCAAAAGAUUUCUUACUUCAGUUAAGAGUGAUAUUUUGCUUAAUGUUAUUACUAUCUGGACGUUUGAUAAAUCUUUAUGUACCAAUCUACAAUAAAAAGAUUGUGGAUAGUGUUGUGAUUGAACCUGUGAAAUUUAGAUGGGAUAUAGUAUUGAUAUAUGUGCUGUUCAAAUUUUUGCAAGGCGGUGGUACAGGUGGUAUGGGUUUAUUAAACAAUUUGAGAUCUUUUCUUUGGAUUCGUAUUCAGCAAUAUACUACUCGUGAAGUAGAAAUAGAAUUAUUUAAACAUUUACAUGGAUUAAGCUUACGAUGGCAUCUUGGGAGAAAGACUGGUGAAGUAUUAAGAGUCAUGGAUCGUGGCACAGACUCAAUUGAUAAUCUGCUUAAUUAUAUUCUUUUUUCAAUUAUGCCCACUAUUAUUGAUAUUAUAGUCGCUGUCAUAUUUUUCGUCAGUGCAUUUAAUAAAUGGUUUGGUCUCAUCGUUUUAACGACUAUGAUUCUCUAUAUUGCUGCUACGAUUCUAAUCACGGAAUGGCGUACAAAGUUCCAAAGGCGUAUGAAUUUGGCUGAUAAUGCUCAAAAAGCACGUAGUGUUGACAGUUUACUUAAUUUUGAAACAGUGAAAUAUUACACUGCCGAGACAUACGAAGUGGACAGCUAUAAUGCAAUCUUAGAUUUUCAAGUACAGGAGUGGAAAUCGAAUAUUACAUUAAAUAUUUUGAAUACUUUGCAAAACAUAAUUGUCUGUGGUGGUUUACUGUCUGGAUCUUUGCUAUGUUUACAUAUGGUUGUUUUCCAUGAAGGUUUAACGGUUGGGGACUACGUCUUGUUUGCUAGUUAUAUAAUACAACUUUAUGUACCAUUAAAUUGGUUUGGAACAUAUUACAGGGCUAUUCAGAAGAAUUUCGUGGAUAUGGAGAAUAUGUUCGAACUGCUCAGAGAAGAGCAAGAAAUACUAGACGCACCAGGAGCCGAAAUAUUAGAUGUUAAGCGGGGACAAGUGGCGUUUCACAAUGUGUCGUUUGGCUAUACCCCGGAAAGAAUCGUGCUUAGAAAUAUUAGCUUUACCGUCCCUGCAGGAAAAACUGUCGCAUUUGUUGGUCCAUCUGGUGCUGGAAAAAGUACCAUCAUGCGACUACUAUUUCGCUUCUACGAUGUAGAACAAGGCGAGAUAUUAAUCGACGGGCAGAAUGUGAAAACCGUUAAACAGAAGUCUCUGAGAAGUGCCAUAGGUGUCGUACCGCAAGAUACAGUCUUAUUCAACAACACUAUAAAAUAUAAUAUUCAAUAUGGUCGUAUUGAUGCACCGGAAGCAGAUAUAAUCGCUGCUGCAAAACAUGCGGAUAUCCAUGAAAGGAUCCUCACGUUUCCAAACGGUUAUGAAACACAGGUCGGUGAAAGGGGACUUAGGCUCAGUGGUGGUGAGAAACAACGCGUCGCAAUUGCUCGUACAAUAUUGAAAGCACCUAAAAUAGUGCUACUGGAUGAAGCAACGAGUGCUCUAGAUACACAAGCGGAGCGUAAUAUACAAGCAGCAUUGAAUAGAGUAUGCGCUGGACGAACUACUAUCAUAAUAGCGCAUAGAUUAUCUACGAUUAUUCAUGUAGACGAGAUCAUUGUCCUUAAAGAUGGCGAAAUUGUUGAAAGAGGUAAACAUGAAGAAUUAAUUUCAUGUAAUGGUGUUUAUAAUGCAAUGUGGCAGGCGCAACUUGAAAAUAAUCAAGAGAAUGAUGAGGAUGAGGAAAGUUCUUCUAAACAUGAAAAAAAUGCGACGUCCUAAUUAGUAAUAAGUAAAAAUCUAUAAUAGAGUUUUAUUUUAUAUAUAAAUAUUAUAUGUAUAUAUACACAUACA